Penicillium brevicompactum is the source of this 996-nucleotide messenger RNA. RefSeq lists its product as uncharacterized. The record is from RefSeq and is a predicted model, not a curated record. NCBI's taxonomy places the organism in Eukaryota, Fungi, Ascomycota, Eurotiomycetes, Eurotiales, Aspergillaceae. The coding region runs from base 1 to 996 and encodes 331 amino acids. Gene Ontology annotation, molecular function: hydrolase activity. The transcript has a single exon.
AUGAUUGCACCCCCCCUUUUCAAAGCGAAAUACUCGUUCGCCCAUCGUCUUGGUUGUUUCGCUUGCCUCUGGGUGUUCAAGUUAGCGGCCAGCGUAAUUUUUCCUCUGAUUGAAUUGUUCAAUCCUCCUCCGUCUGCAAUUCGACCAACAUUGGUGAAAAAGUAUGCAUGCCGACCGCGUCUUGGGUGCCGAAUCUUCUUCCCACCAGGUCAUGAGACCAGAAAGCGUCUUCCUCUAUAUUUCAGUAUACAUGGUGGAGGCUUCGCGAUCCUCGACGCGCGGUCGGACGAUGCAUUUUGUUCAUCCUGGGCGGAGCGUACGGGAAUGCUCGUCGUGAGCUUGAACUAUCGCAAGGCACCGUGGUAUCCGUUUCCCAUUGCUACCACGGAUAUUCAUGCUGUUGCAACUGCUGUGCUAGCAGAUGAAAGCUUGCCCAUUGACCGAAAUCGCGUGUCAAUGGGUGGGUUCAGCGCUGGCGGUCAGUUGGUCUUGUCGGCGUGUCAACUGCCUGGUCUCAAAGGGAUCGUCAAGGCCGCCAUUGUGUACUAUCCCGUUGUUGAUUUUGGCCUCUUGACAAACCAAAAAUUGGAAUCGCGGCCGUAUAUCAAUGGGCCCAAAGAUGGACUCGAAGUGCCCUCGUGGUGGGUCGAUUGGGCAUUCGUGCCCCCGGGUCAAAACAGACGCGAUCCCUUGCUGAGUCCCUACUACGCGAAGAAAGAGGAUCUCCCGCCGUGGAUAUACGUUGUGGGCGCACAAUGGGACCUGCUUCGCCUCGAAGCGCAGGAAUUGAUCCAUCGACUGGCAGAAAGCGAAGAACGGAGCAAUCCAGAGCAGGACUUUGAGCGCGGGAAGUACAAAUGGACACUCGCCACGGGUUGUUCGCACGGCUUCACGCAUGCCGACCCACCUCCCUCUCUGUCAUCGCAACGAAAGACGAAAGCCGAGUGGGUGUAUGAAGAAGCCCAUCGGUGGCUGAAGAAAAGUGUAUUAAUAUGA